UUUCAAAAGUGACUUGUAUGUCAAUAUGGCACGAAAAAAAACUUGUAGAAAAAGAAACUACAGAACUAUCAAAAAAAGAAAUACAACCAAUAUUAAACGUAUACCAAAACCAGAGCCUUUACCAAAACGAAAAGUAAAACCACACAUUUCACUUGCAAACGCAGAUAUUACAACCAAGACACUCAAUUAUGCAGCUUGCCCAAGCAAUGUUACAAAACUUAGAUUUCCCAUAACUGCGUACGAAAGUUUUAAAUAUAAAUUCGUGAAUUACGAUGAGAUUGAAGAGUAUUUGAAGAAAAUGGAAAAAAACUAUCCCGGAAAAUUUCGUUUAGAAAUACUGGGCGACUCAAUUGAAGGAAGGCCAAUCUAUCUGGCUGCCAUUUCUGAUGGUUCAGGGGAUAACAGAAAAAUGUUAACUUUAGUGGAAGCAGGUUCGAAUGCCUGCGAUUGGUUAGCAAUUUCUUCUGCUUUGUAUCUAGUAGAUUUUCUUACUAGAGAUUCAAACUUGGUAAAACUCACCGAUUAUUACAUCCUACCUUGUUCAAAUCCAGAUGCUUAUCACAAAUGCGUCAGAGGAGAAAAAUUCAAUACCAACGAUAUCCCAAUAAAUUUAAGUAAUAAUUUUCCAAUAUUACUAGGAACUACUCCCGUCGAAGGAAUUAGUACGAAAGAAUUUUUAAAAGCCAUGGAGGUAUGGAAAAGAAAUGUAAAAUUUUCUUCGCCUACUACCAAAGCUAUUUUUAGAGCCGCAACAUGUAGUAAGUUGGCAAUUCAAUUGUUUAUUUCUUUGCAAGAAGAGGGAAACCAUAUUGUUUAUCCGUUUGGAUUUUGUAAUCGUUGCAUUCCCGAUAAAGAAGAUUUAAAAGUAGUUGCGAAUUCCGGAAAAAGGAGUUUAAAAAAAUUGAAAGUUCACGUAGGGUCUAUAUACGAAUUCAACGGUUUAACGUACGGUUCUGUUAUAGAUUUUUUAAAAUUCAGCUUCAAUCAUAUAAAGUUUAUGUACAUUUUUCAUAUAAGAGAUAAAGGAAAGAAGCCACAUAUAAAAGAUAUUUUAGUGUAUGGAGAAGAUGUGUUAAACUGUGUUAAAUCUAUGGCAAGAAAUGUUUAUAUGUAUUAUAAUAAAGAAAAAAUAAAUAAAGUUCAGUGCACUUGA
This is a messenger RNA of Psylliodes chrysocephalus, 1153 nucleotides long. The record is from the annotation of a GenBank genome assembly. NCBI's taxonomy places the organism in Eukaryota, Metazoa, Arthropoda, Insecta, Coleoptera, Chrysomelidae.